Messenger RNA from Ostrea edulis (European flat oyster), 2538 nucleotides. RefSeq names its product tripartite motif-containing protein 2-like. Gene Ontology annotation, biological process: positive regulation of DNA-templated transcription. Gene Ontology annotation, molecular function: ubiquitin-protein transferase activity; zinc ion binding. Gene Ontology annotation, cellular component: chromatin; nucleoplasm. The record is from RefSeq and is a predicted model, not a curated record. The transcript has 2 exons. The coding region runs from base 139 to 2133 and encodes 664 amino acids. NCBI's taxonomy places the organism in Eukaryota, Metazoa, Mollusca, Bivalvia, Ostreida, Ostreidae.
AUUAAAUACCAGACACCCGUAUAAUCUGACAGCAGAAAUGUACAGUUAGACGUUUAAAAUCAAGACAGCUACUCUACUUUAUUCUCGGAAUAAAUCGUUUGACCAAAUGCCCUACUCAAAUGAGGUCAGUUGAAUGAAAUGGAUCCUCUUUCUACUACACUCACAGACGAUUUUCUCACGUGCACAAUAUGCUAUGAAAUAUACACAGAACCAAAGACACUGCCUUGUCUGCAUUCCUUCUGCAAAGAAUGUGUCCUCAAUUUCAUUCACAUGAACUAUUCAAAGGGACCGUAUCAUUGUCCCAUAUGCCGGGAAACAUUCGUAUGGGGUCUGGAAGGUUUGAAGACGAAUUUCUGUUUGCAAAAUAUGAUUGAAAUGAUUACAAAAGCUUCUGCAUCAUCCAAAACACCGUGUUCAUUUUGCAAGUUAAUGAAGAAAGACUACGCAGCUGUGUCACAGUGCUUAACAUGCUUGGAUUAUCUAUGUGAGGAAUGUACGACCUCACGACAUACAUUUACUCGCCAAACAUUCAAUCAUAACGUUGUGCUGUUGAGUGAUGUCAGGGAAGGCAGAUAUGACAACGAAAUACGGCUUGUACAGAAGAUUUACUGCUCCCGACACAGCACUGAAGUAUUGCGUUACUACUGCGUUCAGUGUAACAUAACCAUUUGUCGCGAUUGUGUUAUCUGCGAUCACAGAAACCAUGAAAUCAAACCCAUUCCCGACGCUAGAAAGGAAAGGGAGAGCAAAAUAUCAGAAUUAACGAAGCUACUGAUGAAAAGGGUGGAAGUUUUAGAACAAAAUAAUUCAGACAUUACUAUGCGUAUGGAAACAUUGGCUCAAAGAGAAUCUAUAGUCCAAAGAGAGAUUGGGAGGACUUGCAAAGAGGUCAUUAGCAGCAUUCGUGAAACACAAAAUAGAAUGGAAAAAGAGCUCGAAGCACGACUGGUGUCAGGAAGAGAACGCUUACAAAAUGCGUUGGAGAAAUCUUCAAAAGCAUGCAAAGACAUUAAUGAAUCGAUCAUGUUUUCAGACAAAAUGCUAAAGAAUAGCAACGAUGUUGAAGUUUUGUCUUUUCUUGAUGAAAUGUUCGAAAGGCUUACAAAGCUGAACAAUGCAGAUAUCACACAAGAAAUUGUGUGUCCUGCUGUAGAGAUCCCUGAUUUUCAGAUGAAGUGGCAUGAACCUCAGUAUACAUUCACAUUGCGAAAAGAGUCAGAUUCUACAUAUUGUGAACAGGAAGAAGGUGACAGAAAAGAAAAUGCAAUGAUUGCUGAUCAUGAGACUCACAGACAAAAGAAUUGUGCGACCAAUCUUUCAAAAUCCCUCUCACUGAGUAUGCCAAGCCUUAAUGUAUCUACGUGUAAAAAUCGGCAUAAAUAUAAUUUAAGACUUCUUGAUAGUUUUGAAUUGAAUGAAAGCGACGAUAAAUUCCAACCUGUCUAUUCGAGUGUUGCCUGGAUAGACGAAGGAAAUAUAGCAGUUGUUGACAAGGAAAAUGACAAGAUCAAGCGACUCAAUUUAUGUACAGGGACUAUCAAUUCGAAGACCAUCAAUAAGGCAUUGUCAAUAGCUGUAUACGAAAAGGGCAUAGUUUGCAGAUCUGCUGAUUUUUGUAUGAGAGCAUUUAACAAGACAUUUGAGGAGAUAAAAAGAGAGACUGGGGUGUAUACCUUAGUUGUAUCUUCACCACAGAACCCGUAUUUAAUGUGGAUAACAAAAAAGAAAAUAUUUAUCGAGAAAGACGGCGCUUUAUUCAGAAUUUGUGUCAGAAGUGAGAAUAUAAAAACUGCAUUACCAUCUGUGCCAAUAUUUGGAUGCUAUCUUCCAGAUGACACAUAUGUUGUGUCUGACAGUGGCAAUCGGUGCGUUUAUGUCAUUAACAAUCGUGGGGAAAUUAUUAAGAAAAUAAACCAUUUCCCAGGAUCCAUUGCAUACGAUAGAAGUCAGAAUAUUUUUAUCACAGAUUUUGAAGGUGGAAGCAUUUCAAUUUUCGAUCAAAGGAAGUCGUAUUUGACGCAUUUGAAAAUUGGAAAAUGGGAUUAUUCACCACGGAGCAUUUCAAUAUUAGAAAAUCGACUUUUGAUCACGACCAAACACAAAAUUCUCUUGUACGAUUUAAGUUCUAUGUGAAGAAAUAAGUCAUUGAAUUCAUUUUACUACAGGAAGAAAUAAAGGAGAAAGGAAAACGUUAUGCAACUUUGGAUAUUCCAGAUUAGUGUGUUUACUGAUCAUCCAUAUAUUUUCUUUAGAGUGUUUGAUGGAGUUUUUAUUUAUUGCAAGCAAUGCACGAAAUGCAACACUUUCUCACAAUCGAAAAAAUACACGAAAUGUUUAUACUUUAAAAUUUUAAAACGGAGGAUUUUAAGCAUUUAUUUGCUGAGCGUUUUUAUGUAAUGAAAUGCAGAUGUGUUGGAUGUCACUAACACCCAUGAGUAACAUCUAUUACAGUCAACUCAAAUAAAAUGAAAAAAUACAUAAAAUGGAAAGUGAUCAAUAUUACGGAUACCAAAAAAAAAAAAAAAAACCCCGAGAAAA